This is a messenger RNA of Penicillium cataractarum, 900 nucleotides long. Its product is annotated as NPP1 family protein. Lineage: Eukaryota; Fungi; Ascomycota; Eurotiomycetes; Eurotiales; Aspergillaceae. The transcript has a single exon. The record is from RefSeq and is a predicted model, not a curated record. Bases 1 to 900 code for a protein of 299 amino acids.
AUGCUCGCUUUUAAAAUUUCGAAUCUACACCUUUUCCUCCCACUCCUGCUAGGAACCAGCCUAGCAGAAAUCCUCACUCCCUUCGGCGACACGGCCAGCGACGGCGCCAUCAAAUUCCAGCCCGUCCUCGACUUUGACAAGGACAGCUGCUACCAAACAGCAGCCAUCGGCACAGACUACAGAGUCAACGCCGGCAUCGGCCCAAACCUCGCUCCACCGCGUCCGCCAGGUACGGGACCAGGGAUUCCGCAAGCUGCCGGCGCCGACGACGAGCAAGUCGUCUUCGCUGCGAAUGCGACCAAAGCCGACAGCGAGUUUGGAGUAAGCUCCACGCACGGUCCCUACAUCCCCUUUGGCUGCCGCGAUAAGGACCGCCUCGAGCACAGCCAGACGUACGUCCGCGAGCGGUGCAACCACGGGUGGUGCGCGUACUUGUACGGAUACUAUUUCGAGGUCGACCAGGGCCCCGGAAACGCGCAUAGGCACGACUGGGAGCAUGUGAUUGUCUGGACGCUCAACGACCAGGUUUUUUUCGUCAGUUGGUCCGCGCACGGCGACUAUACGACGCACCACUCGUCCACGGUCCGGUUCGAGGGCACGCACGCCAAGAUUGUGUAUCACCUGGGAUCGAGCGGUACGCACUCGUUGCGGAAAGCCGAGGCCAAGGAUGACGAGAUUGAGAAUGAUAUGGGGAGGUGGUGGCGGGCGCCGCUUGUUUCGCUGGAGAAGAUGCCCUGCGAUUUUAAUCGGAAGUUGUUGAAUAAUGAGUGGGGCAGUGCGCAUAGUGAUUUGAACCAGUUGGGGGAUAAGUUGGAUAAGUGGAUGCCCUGGGAUGCGAGGAAUAAUGAAAAGUUUGACCCGCGGGAGCCAAAGGUUCCGUCUUGGGCCAAUAGGGGGUGA